AAAAAGAAAAAAGAAAAAGAGAAGAGGCGCCCUCAUCACGGCGAGGCGAGGAAUUCCCACCUCCUAUCUCUCACGAAUCUCCCCGCCUCCCUCCCCGCGCCGCAUUGCUCCCCGCCGGCGAGGCGGCCGCCGCCGCUGCUGCUGCUCCUCCUCCUCCUCCUGCUGCUGCUGCAGAGGGAGAGGGUGGCCCCGGGGGCUAGCAUGUGCGACCUGGUGGCCCGCACGGGUCGGCAUCAGCAGCGGUACGAGGAUGGCCGUCGCCUCGUGGCCGGGUGCAUACCAUUCAGGUAUAGAAAUAGUAGUAAUAAAACUUCUGAUGGUGAACAGAAGAAACUUCUUGAAGUUCUCAUGAUAAACUCUCAAAGUGGACCAGGUCUCCUGUUUCCAAAGGGAGGAUGGGAGAAUGAUGAAACUGUUGAGCAGGCAGCUGCUCGAGAGGCUGUAGAAGAAGCUGGAGUUCGUGGUGAUAUAGUGCAAUUUCUGGGAUUCUACGACUUCAAAAGCAAGACACACCAAGAUGCAUGCUGCCCCGAGGGAAUGUGUAGAGCCGCAGUGUUUGCGUUGCAUGUGAAGGAAGAGCUGGACUCAUGGCCCGAGCAGAGCACCCGCAGGAGGACCUGGCUGACAGUCUCUGAAGCCACCUCGCAGUGCCGAUAUGAGUGGAUGCAACAGGCCUUGCUUACCGGCUUCUCUGACUGGCAUGCCAACUGGAGCAAAGGCGGUGACUCAAUCUAGUUGCAGAAGGCGUCGUCACCUCACCACUGGGCCUUCUGUUUUUGUUCAUCUUCUUCUUAACUCUCCCUAGGCUCCAUCCAACCUUGCAGAAUGCAAUAAUACAGUGUACACUUUUGUCUUGAUGCCUAGUAGGUGGUCAUUGACCCUUCUUCAUUCCAGGAUUGCUAUCUUUCUAGCGUAGUAAGUAUAUCUCUCUCAUCGAAGACGGGAAUUCUCACAACUUUUAAGUGUCAAUUCUCGCGCCCUAUUGUUCCUCACCACCCUCUUAAUUACUUCCUCCCUCCUCCUGGUGAGCAUUUUGUACGUCGCUGCUCCUGAAUUAUGGAGUUGCAUACACUAUGUAUUAAUUAACUUGACCACACCUGAAAUCGAAAGGUGUAUUUCUUGGCUACAUAUAUAUGGCAUCCAGCACCUUAAUCAUACUGGACCCUUAUUAAUUGUUUUCUCU
Messenger RNA from Oryza brachyantha (malo sina), 1183 nucleotides. Its product is annotated as nudix hydrolase 16, mitochondrial-like. Gene Ontology annotation, molecular function: pyrophosphatase activity. Gene Ontology annotation, cellular component: nucleus; cytoplasm. The transcript is spliced from 4 exons. Bases 202 to 735 code for a protein of 177 amino acids. NCBI's taxonomy places the organism in Eukaryota, Viridiplantae, Streptophyta, Magnoliopsida, Poales, Poaceae. The record is from RefSeq and is a predicted model, not a curated record.